Coregonus sp. 'balchen' is the source of this 1836-nucleotide messenger RNA. The record is from the annotation of a GenBank genome assembly. Lineage: Eukaryota; Metazoa; Chordata; Actinopteri; Salmoniformes; Salmonidae.
AUGGCGACUGAGGGGGGCCAAGAUGGACAGCGUCAGGAAAAAGUUGUCUUGAAGAGGAAGUUGACCGGUCCACCCAGACUCCUCCUGGGCAAAUCGAAAUCCAAGAACCAGGGAGGUGACAGGUCUGAGGCUCAUACUAAGAAGAGAAACAAAAGAGUGAACAUCAACAAUGGAACUCAGAUGGAUUCCUCCACCAAACAGUCAAAUAUAGAAGCUGGAGAGACGGGAUCAUCGCAACUUGUAGUCACUUCAGACGACCUCCACAUGACCUCAAAAAUGGACGAGGAACAAGCUUCAUCUGAAGUACCCACUGAGCCCUCAAGGUGGCGCUCCACCUCAGAUGAGGAUGAGACCAGUGAAGGCCAAUUGGAAGGACACAGUAAGACGAGGAAAUCAACAAAGCAUGGCUGGAGAAGGUUGUUUUCCCCGGCUCUCAUUUGCGUCAGAAGACAAAGGAAGAAGUACGCUGCAAAAACUUCAAUCCAGGAUGGUGACCAGGGAGUUGUACGAGCUGAGAGACUAACUCAUACUGAAGCAAAGUCAACCGGAGAAGACACCAUCUCCUUGAGUGACAAGUGUGUUCGCGAUGCUCCUGACAUCGACAAUGUCAUGAAAAGGAGGCGCAGGUUUACCAUCCGGACGUGGCCGACAUUCAAGCGGCUCUUGACAGCUUCUUAUGUCCGAGGCCAAAGGCCAAAACAGGGAAAUGUUGUACAGGAGGUCUCUGAAGACGUCCAACAACAACCGUCAGUGACCUUCAGGAAGACAUUUCAGCAUUUUUUGAUGUGUGGAAGAAGGGCACCUUCAGCUGUGCCUCCUCUGGGAGACAAGGACACCCAGGACCCUGGAGACAAGGACACCCAGGACACCAGAGACAAGGAGACUGAGGUGGAGCCAAUGGGGACACAAGACAGGGGACAACAGUGCACAUCUGAUGUCCAGGGGGUUGAGCUUCUGGAAGAGGGGACUGAGGUCAGAGGACAAUGUACAGAGAGAGUGACAGUGUGUGCUGAAGUGAGCACCCUGCAGUCUGAGGACGGAGGCCCAACAGACACCCCAACGAGCCCAAAGUCCCUACUAGAGAGUCCCAUCCCGACAACAGUAGUAAGACCAGCGGUAGAUACAGAAGACACAGAGACCAGUCCAAUGGGUGAUUCAAAGGAAACAGAGAUAUUGGAACCUGAGACUAUUACUAAAACUGGUACCGAAUUAUUGGAAACUGAGACUUCUUUCAAAACUAAGUUAUGGGAAACGGAGACUUCUACCAAAACUGGCACAGACUCAAUCCUCAGUGAGGUCAUCAAUGUUACCGUGGAUACUAACGAGAUGCAAGUAGAUGAACUGUAUCAUAUCCAGUGUUUAGAGAAGAACAAGGUCAUUGAGUCAGACUGUGCAAUAAUCGAUACAGUCAACAGCGUUGCCAUGGACACUAAUGAGUAUCCCUCAGACUCAAAUCAGAUAAUUUCUUCAGAGAAUGCUGCAGAGGACACUGCUGAUGCAUCUGAGGAGAAUGACACGCUCUGCAGGAUCACGGAAGAUAACAUCGUGCAGAAUGGCCAGCCCUUGACCAACAUCAGCAUCAUCCCCGGGGCUGACUUGGACCAGGAUGUAUCCGACCAGGAUGGCCAUGAGGUGGGGGAUGAAAGCAGCGAGAGUGGCCUCCCGACGGAGGACCACCGGGACUUGUUGUUGUGUGGAGAGAGCCUGCUAGUGCAGACGGCUCGCUUCUUGGUCCAGGCAGCCAUGAGCGCUGCCAUGGAUCAGCUCUCAAUGGAACAGAGAGGCACUCCCACCACUGUCCACAGGGGGGCACAAGUGUGUCAAGAUUACGCUUGA